CUCGACGUAAGGCCCAUGUGCAGGAGGAGGAGAGUUUGGGCCAGUCAUGAUUUAUAUGAGCGCAGGUUUGAGGCUGAGCUCACAGUGCUGCUGAACCGGGUCACACUCGGUCCGGGCGUCACUUACCGUCUGUCUGCUCAGAGGAAACAUCCACCCGUCGCAAUGGCUGUCCGCGGUUGUUUGACCCUGCUCUUUAUCCUACUGAGUGGUAUUGUGCAUGCUGAAGAUCUGGUGACCUCAUCAUUACCCUCAACACAGGAGUUCAGUACAAGCAUAGUCCUCUCUGGCACUUCUUCUCCAACCACCUCCAAACCCUCUUCAACUGCCGGUUCUACUGCUGUGACUACUGGUCCAACCACAACUCCAUCUGCUACAGAACCUCCAACUACCCCUCGUUCCACCACAAUUAAAUCUACUACAGAACCUCCAACUACCCCUCGUUCCACCACAAUUAAAUCUACUACAGAACCUCCAACUACCCCUCGUUCCACCACAAUUAAAUCUACUACAGAACCUCCAACUACCCCUCGCUCCACCACAAUUAAAUCUACUACAGAACCUCCAACUACCCCUCGUUCCACCACAAUUAAAUCUACUACAGAACCUACAACUACCCCUCAUUCCACCACAAUUAAAUAUACUACAGAACCUACAACUACCCCUCAUUCCACCACAAUUAAAUCUACUACUGAACCUCCAACUACCCCUCAUCACAAAACCACGAAUUCCACUACAGAAGCACCAACUACAGCGCACUCUGCUACAACCGCUCCAACUCCUCCAACCUCUCCUCCUGUUCCCAACCCAACUGUUGGAAACUACAGCGUCAAGUCAGACAAUGUCACAGUCUGUCUUUUGGCAAAGAUGGGCCUUCAGUUUAGUUUCAGAGUGAGUGAGAAUUCCAGCUUUCAGACUCUUAAUUUUGACCCAAGUGCUAACGUAACGGAAGUGAGUGGAACCUGUGGAAGUGGUGGCAGUGACUCUUCCCUUCUGCUGAAGUCGGAAGAAAUCACCGUUCAUUUUGUCUUUACAAAUGUUUCACUGAAGUUCCGUCUACAUGCUUUGACGCUCUCUGUUAAGCUUGGAACUGGAAACUUUUUCCAUGCCUCCAAUAAUAAUCUGUCUCUGUGGGAGGCAUCUGUCGGAAGCUCCUACAUGUGCAAAAAAGAGCAGAGUUACAACAUCACUGACAAGCUUACCCUCAACACGUUCGAGCUACAAGUGCAGCCCUUUGCUGUCCAGAACAACAAGUUUAACGCCGCCCAUGAAUGUUCAAUGGAUGACACCAGCCUCUUAAUCCCAAUCAUUGUUGGUGCCGCUCUUGCCGGUUUGAUUUUCAUUGUUGUGAUUGCAUACGUGAUUGGUCGAAGAAGGACCUAUGCUGGAUAUCAAACACUGUAAUGCAGCAAAAUCACAGCAUCAAAUCCUGGGUGGUUUAAGGGACGCACAAGCCUGUUCCUGGACCAUUAUAAAUAUUGUGGGUUUUUGUGCAAUCUCAAUUGGCCAUCAGUCAAUCCAUCAGUCCUUAAACUGCAAUUUAUUGAAAAGAUACAGUGGCACUCCAGGACCAGAGCUUCCUAUUGUGAACUAAGCCCCCCAAUUGUGUUGUGAAGUAAGUGCAUGGUCUGUUUGUGUUUUGGCUUAAAGCACCACUCAUUUCAUUUCUUAAAAUGCAAAUUACUGCUAAAGUCACAGUACAUUUCUAUUUUUUUUUUUUUUUUUAUAUUCUGAAUCGAAGAACAAAAGUUUCAUAGAUCUUGGUCCUGGCCAAUUUCAAUGCUCAAUCUUGGACCUUGCACUUGCUUCUUUAGACAUAAUUUUUUUUUCCCGUUUCCAUCUAUCAUAACCGUAUCGACCGCUGUAAACUGAAACUGCUUUAUAUUCACCUGUCUUGCAGCUUUUGAGUUAAAUAUUAAAAUUAAUUCCAGAAACAGGCUGUUACUCUAACAUUUAUUGAAAUCCGGUGUUUUUGCAUGAUGUUGGUUGUCCUGUAUUCAGAGCAGCUGUGAGGGUAAAAACCAUUUAAACAUGCUGGACGUCCCGUUCAAACAAUUGAAUUUCUAGAACAGGAAAACAAGUGCUUGAACGAUUGAAAUACAUGACAAGCAUUUUAAAAAUGCAGACCAUUGUAAUAGAUGUAGGCCUGGUGUAUUUGAGUGACCCUUCGUGUAAAGCACAAUACAAAGAAAAGCUAACUGGCAUUUAAAUGCUGUUACAAAAUAGUUUUGGUAAUGUUUGAUUACCCUUUACUGGGGUUUGAAAAGGGACAAUUAUAAAUCCACCAUCUAGUCAGGUACUCCUCAAUUUUGAAUUCAAGCCUGAAAGAUGCGUUCUGCUUUUUGCUAACUGUGAACUGUAUUUGCUGCAAGUUACUUUUGCACCUGUUUGAAUUGUCUUUAGUAGCGGCAGUGGGAUAUAAUUUUUUUUGUAUUUUUUUUGUUACAUUUUGACAUGUUUUCAGUUGCUGAGCAUUUUCAGAAUUAGUCAUUUGCUUUCUCGUGUCUCUCCUAGGUUUAAGGUUUUAUUUUAUUUAUACCUGUUUUUGUUUUCCUCUUUAUUUCCAGUGACUUUUUCACUGUUUAUGCACUUCUAAUUUAGUCUAUGCAGCACCCACACAAUCAUUUGUAAGAGUUUCACCAUAGCCAGGACAAACUAAACCUUCAAAACUGGAUAUUUUGUGCCUUGCUUAAUACUGUUACUUGUGCUAGCCAUCCAAUCAGUUACAUGAAUUACUUGUAAAAUAAAGAUGGAUUUUUUUUUUUUUUUUUUUUUUCAUUCCUCUGAGCAUACUUGUGUGAAGUUUUCUGCUUGCAGACUUGUAAAAAAAAAAAAAGGGAUUCCUUAUCUGACUGCCCCAAACAUUUGAUGUGUUUCAUGAGAUUUGGUUGUUUCGUUUUUGCAAUGGAAUGGCUUUGUUUUAAUGGGCUUUUAGCUUCAAUAAAUGGAGUAAGACAAUUGUGUAGAACAUUAAAA
Molecule: messenger RNA, 2973 nt
Organism: Carassius gibelio (silver crucian carp)
Lineage: Eukaryota; Metazoa; Chordata; Actinopteri; Cypriniformes; Cyprinidae
Product: lysosome-associated membrane glycoprotein 2
Exons: 6
Coding region: 16-1401 (461 amino acids)
Biological process (GO): autophagosome maturation; cellular response to starvation; protein targeting to lysosome involved in chaperone-mediated autophagy
Cellular component (GO): autophagosome membrane
Source: RefSeq, a predicted model, not a curated record